Molecule: messenger RNA, 306 nt
Organism: Vicia faba (fava bean)
Lineage: Eukaryota; Viridiplantae; Streptophyta; Magnoliopsida; Fabales; Fabaceae
Source: the annotation of a GenBank genome assembly
AUGACCGAAGGCAUGAAGCUUACCGAUCGGAGACGCUCCAAUGGCGGUUUCGAGUACGAUGAUAUCGGAGAGAAAACUGAAGAUCCUCCUUCGCAAAGAAUUCAGGGCUUGUGCAGGGCUUCUUGUUUUGAUCUGAUACAAGAUGAACUGAUUUGGGUUCAAGUUAAAUUGUAUGGGCCAAAGAUGGAUCUUGAUAGUGAAGCCAUCGAGGUGAAUAUGAAGAUGGAUUCACUUGAAGGUUUGGAAAUUGAUGGUGUAUGCCGAAACUUGAAGAUUAGGAGUUUGGAAACAAUAGGUUUAGGAUAG